Messenger RNA from Benincasa hispida (wax gourd), 6708 nucleotides. RefSeq names its product pentatricopeptide repeat-containing protein At4g32450, mitochondrial-like. The record is from RefSeq and is a predicted model, not a curated record. Lineage: Eukaryota; Viridiplantae; Streptophyta; Magnoliopsida; Cucurbitales; Cucurbitaceae. Gene Ontology annotation, biological process: RNA modification. Gene Ontology annotation, molecular function: RNA binding; protein binding; zinc ion binding.
CUUAUUUCUUCUGCAAUUCACGUGACCACUCUAUCCUGCGUAAGCCCUGCACUUCCCGCCGGCGACCGCCGCCCUCAGACGAUACGCCUUCUCUCCAGCUUCACGGCUACUGAACCCUCUCCCUUUCCAUCUCUUUACUGCCCCACCACUUCCUUUUCUCUCACCAUAUCAACAAUCGUCGGUGCCUUCCCCGAUCGCGUCCACGUUUCCGGUUGUCUUUGGCCUGCUUAUGUUGGUAUAACGUUCGAUCAAGCUAUAUUCUCUUUGGAUUUUCUCCUCCAUAGUUUCUCAUACAUUAUCCUUAUUUCUCUUUAACAAUAGAACAAUUAAUGUGUAAGAAAAGAGCUGCAAUUAUUGCUAGACGCUCCUUAGUAGCACUGUGCACUGCAGGAUCUUCAUGUAGCUCCUCAGCCUCAAACAAAGUCCUCAAUCUAGUAAGAAAUUUAAGUGUUGCUUCUGAAAGAGAGGAAUGUCAGAACGAUAAUGGAUAUCAUGCAGAUACUUCUUUGCAGAGUUACCAAACCCAUGGUGGAUUUAGCAGUGAUAACCAAAACUCUGGCUACUAUCAGCAUUAUUCCCAAAGUGCUAGUUUGCAAUCGAGGCCUUAUGAAGACAAUAUAGAUUCGUUUGAUGCAGAAAACUCCAUGCAGGGUCAGCACAAGCUAUCCACUAGCUCGGUUUAUGGGCAACGACCUGGGAGUAGUUUUGCAAAUACUUCUCCUAUGCAUGAAACUGCUAGUAGAUCUUAUGGACAAAACUAUGGUGGAAUGCCUCCUAAUUCUUAUGGCUUUAACCAGAACCAUGAUGAGGCUUAUAGAGAAACCUAUCAAAAUACUCAUCAUGCCAACCCAGUGUCUCUGAAUGGUAAUUUUGUUGAAAAUGGCUAUAAUGGAGUGGUGGCUCAAGAUCAUAAUAGUUACAAUGGAAAUAAUCGAAGAAAUUUUGUACAUAUAAGUAAUAAUGAGCUUUGUGGAGUUGAUAGAUCUAUGUCUCAGAAUAUUCAACUUGAGCGUAGAGAAAUUUUUUCUGCAUACAAUGGAUAUAACAAUGAAGAACUGCAGCAGAACAAUUAUGGGGUUUCCGGACAGAAUUCAUGGGGCACAUGGACAGAAUCCAAACAAUAUGUACAUGGCACUGGCCUAAAUUACCACAAUCCUAUAUCAGGACUAAACAAUCAUAUUCCCCUCUCAAGACAUUAUGAGCAAAACUCUAUUUCUCAGCAACAUCCACAGGGACAAUAUCAACAAGGUGCCAGUGUAGAACAAUAUAAGCCAAACCCAGAUACUAAUCAGAGUAACAUGAUUGGUACUCAGGUAGUAAACAAUGCUAAUGGUGAGGGGGAAAUUGGAAUGGCUAAGGAUCGCCCACAUGGUGCUACCCUUGAGGAGCUUGAUGAAUUUUGCAGGGAAGGCAAGUUGAAGGAGGCUGUGCAAAUAUUGGAAGUGUUAGAGAAACAGCACAUUCCCAUCAAUCUAUCUCGGUAUUUAGAUUUGAUGAAUGCAUGUGGGGAAGCAAGGUCCCUAGAAGAAGCCAAAGUUGUUUGUAAUUACGUUAUAAAAUCUCAAACCCCUCUAAAAGUUAGCACCUAUAACAAAAUUUUGGAGAUGUACUCUAAAUGUGGUUCCAUGGAUGACGCCUAUACAAUAUUCAAUAAAAUGCCUAGUCGCAACCUAACAUCAUGGGAUACUAUGAUUACAUGGCUUGCCAAGAAUGGCCUAGGGGAAGAUGCUAUUGAUCUUUUUUACGAGUUCAAAAAAGCUGGGUUGAGACCUGAUGGAAAAAUGUUCAUUGGAGUUUUCUCCGCAUGUAGUGUCUUGGGAGAUGUUGAUGAGGGGAUGUUACACUUUGAAUCAAUGACUAAGAAUUAUGGCAUUACUCCUUCCAUGCAUCAUUAUGUUAGUAUAGUAGACAUGCUGGGAAGUAUAGGAUAUGUAGAUGAAGCUUUGGAGUUCAUUGAAAAGAUGCCAUUGGAGCCUGGGGUAGACAUUUGGGAAACGAUGAUGAAUAUCUCUAGAGCUCAUGGGUUGAUGGACCUUGGAGAUCGUUGUUGUGAGCUUGUUGAGCAUCUUGAUUCUUCUCGCUUAAAUGAGCAGUCAAAAGCUGGCCUUCUACCGAUAAAAGCUUCUGACCUUGAAAAAGAGAGAGAGAAGAAAAAAUUAGCUAAUCGGAAUCUUUUAGAAGUGAGGAGCCGAGUACAUGAAUAUCGAGCUGGAGAUACUUCUCAUCCUGAGAAUGACAGGAUCUAUACCUUGCUUAGGGGUUUGAGGGAACAAAUGAAGGAGGCUGGUUACAUACCAGAGACUCGAUUUGUACUCCAUGAUAUAGAUCAGGAAGGCAAAUAUGAUGCUCUACUUGGUCAUAGUGAGAGACUUGCUGUUGCAUAUGGCCUAAUUAGUAGUUCAGCCCGCUCGCCCAUAAGAGUAAUUAAGAACCUUCGUGUUUGUGGUGAUUGCCAUAGUGCACUUAAGAUAAUUUCAAAAAUUGUGGGUCGAGAACUAAUCAUCCGUGAUGCUAAGAGAUUUCACCAUUUUAAAGAUGGAUUAUGCUCCUGCCGUGAUUACUGGUGAAGAAAAUGAAACUUGAGGUCAUCAUUACCAUUUCUCCAAGCAGUUCGAUACAACUUCGGAAGAAAAAUCUUUUGGUGGGAAAGUUUGUGCACUCUUACUUGGUUGAACAAUGAAAAAGGGGCUACGAAAACGAAGAGAAACGACAUAAUUGCAUUUUUGUUCAUUAUUGUAAGUAAUUAUAUCUAUCAUUUUAUCAUAUGUUAUGAUAUUUUAUUUAAAUUAUCUCAAUUUUAGCUCCAAAAUUUAAAAUUUUAGAGGGAACUGGGACCCAAGGAUAUAAGAUAAUCAGUAUUUUUUGAAAAAAAAAACAUGAGGCUCAGGAUGUUACAAUCUUCCCUUUUAACUGUCAUUCUUGAAAGUUCUAAUUUUGAAAAAACUUUAGCGACUUCAUUUUUAUAACGUCCUCACGUUGUUAAGUUGCUUCUUUAGAUUGAUGAAUCUGCUAGAAAAAACUUUAACUAGGGUUAUUUUUUUUUUUAUUGUGUCUUACCUUUCUUGCAAGAAUUUGCUUAGGUUUUUCCUCAUAACUCAAGUUUUCAUUCAAAUGCAAAGGCUCAAAGUCUAUCACAUGAGAUAGAUCUGUCAUAUGCUUUUUCAACAUAAAAACACGGAAAAUGUUGGGAAUUGUCGAGAGCAACAAUAGCAAAGUCAAACGAUAAGUUAAUGGACCAACUCUCUCUAGAAUUUCAAACGACCAAAUAAAUCAUGGGCAUAGUUUUUCCUUCUUUUCAAACUUCAAAACACCUUUCAUGGAUGUUACUUUCCAGAACACUUUAUUACAUGCAACAAACCCCAAGUCUCUUUGCCUAGUAUCAACUUAAUUUUUCUAUCCACGUAGUGGAUUUUUGCUCUAAUCUUCUAGAUAGCUACAUUUAUAGCCUACAAUAACUUAAGGCCCAACAUUUCUGUUUUAUUUCAUCCUAAUAGAAGACUUGCAUGGCUUUCCAUAAAGACUCUCAAUUGGCAUCAUGUCAAUUAUGGUCUGAUAACUAUUAUCAUAAGUAAACUUCAUAAAAGACAAGAAUCCAACAUCUUGCAAAAUCUAAUGUGCACGCACGUAAUAUGUUCCCUAAGUUUUGAUUCGACCAUUCUGUUUAACCAAUGAUCUAUGGGUGAAAUGAUGUACUAAAAUUUAACUGAGUACCUAAUACUUUUUGGAGACUUUGCCAAGUUAAAUGUGAAAUAAGAUCUCUAUUUGACACAAAUGAAACUGGUACCCUAUGAAGUGUGAAACCUCUUUCAUAUAAAACUACAAAGCUUGAAAAGUUGAAAAAUCAAUGGUACUUUAAAACGUUCACUUUGAAAACUGUCAUGUGAUUAUGAAGUCUUGUUUUCUAAAACAUGUGUUUGAGCUACUUGUAUAGACAUAGAGAAAGCUUCAUAUGCUCGAUAGAGCAUCUAGUUGUCCUAGAUAUGGAGGAACUCAACGUAUAUGGUAAAACAACUAGUCAUACUAUGUAUAGAUACACAGUAGAGUAGAUCUAGUCAACUUUAAUAUUAUAAACUUCCCUUGACCACCUUGUCAUACCCCUUCUCGAGUUCACCCCAACCUAAAAGGAGACGUCAAGUCAACAAACAACACCUUACACCUACUGUCCAUCCUUAAAGCAACUAAUCGGAUAACACCUAUGUACAUUACAAUUACUUUUAAUGUCAAUUUCAAGAGUUCAUACUUAAACAUUCCUGCUCCUAGCUAGCCCUAAUGACUUCUAGUAAUGACCAGACUCCAUGUUAACAACAUAUUUAUAGGAAAAUAUUUGAAAAACGUGAGCUUAAAGCCCAACGAGUGGCAUAAUUUAUAGGAAAAUAAGUUUGCUUGAAAAUUCUUUUUUUUUUUUUUAAACAAAUUCCACAAUCAAGCAUUACAACACACGACAUAUGACCUUCUCAGUCUGCUGAUCGGCUCUUCCUAGCAUGAUCAUGUGUUUUCCAAGUAAUCUUGUUUAUUCCCAAAAUGCAAGUUGAGAAAAUAAUUUACAAGUUCGAGAAAACAAUUCCAGUACCCACUUAGCCAGCCGAAUGUGCACAUGUCGACAAUAUCCCGUUAGUCAUGCUUUGAGACACGCUAACAAUUUUCCAAGGUAUCCUAUUUUCCCAUCAAUUCAUGUUAUCAAGGUAAAACAAUCAUUCUAACAAAACAAUAGAACCCAAUCAACAAUGGAAUUAAUGCAUCAAAAGCCAGAAAAACACAUUUCCUGAUCAUGCCCAUUUCCAAACCUUACAUAUAUAUGUAGAAUGACAUUGAACACAUAAUUCACAAAUCAUGUAAAAGUAGGAAUCACUCACAGUUUUUGUUGUGAAUUUUCCUAUUGUUUCUCCGAACGACUCUUGAUCCUAUUUUCUUGAAUUCUACUUAAUUCAAGGAAAUUCUAAAUUAGCCCAAUUUCUCAAAUAAAGUAACCUUAAAUUGAAUAUUUUGACUAACCCACCUCAACUUAAUCAAAAAUAGGAUUAACUUUUAGAAAUACACCUUUUUAGGUGAAUUGUAUAGGCUGGUAGGUGGUGUGAGCAGUCAAUGUGCAGGAUGGGCGCAAGGCUGUGCGUAGGUGGGCGGUACUCCUUGCACAGGCACGGCAUGACACAAGCAUGGAGUGGGUGAGCGCGUGCGCAAGGGCUAGGCAGUGUAGCACGUGUAGGCAUGCACUCAAUCGUGCACUGUGCGGGUGUCCAUGUCGUCUUGCGAUGGGCGUGUGCGUUGUGUGCUGUGCGCCAGGUGAUGACGUGGGCGAUGAACGCCUAUCUAUGCGACCAGUUGAUCUUUCUGCCUUUUAACGCAAUUUUCCCACUCCUCACUUCACCAAAUCAAAUGGCAACCUAGGAUCACCUAAUACACUCCUCUUUCAAAACCUUCACACCAAUUUAACUUGAUUUGCACGAAUGAAUUGUUUGAACUAACGUCCCCUAGCUGCUCUAUUUAUAUUGGUCCCAAAAUCACCAAUGUUUGACACUUCAUUCUUGCAUGUCCAGUUGUCCUCAGCAUGUAUGUGCCAACGCAUCUCCCUUGACACCUCAUUGCAUGUUGGCUAAAGUGUCUUCAAUUUUCAUAGGCCAACGCAUAGCCUCCUUUCUGAGGUGUCCUUCCCAACCUUGAAUGUCUUACCACGUGCCCAUCUCAUCCUACAAGCUUCACUUAGUUUAGCCACAUGUCCCAAUUUGCUGUCAACCCAAACCUGUUCCCCAAGCUUACCUACUCAAUGCAUCCAUCCUCCUUUGGCAGCAUACCUUACCCAACGCCUACCUCACUUGGCCGUAUAACCCUUCCCUUGGUUGCAUAGCCUCACUUGGUCGCAUACCCUGCUCGGACACACAACCCUUCCCUUGGCCGCGUAACCUCACUUGGCCACAUACUUCACUUGGCCGCAUAGCCUUGCCUCAACGCUUCCCUUGUGACUAACGUCUAGCCUCACGGUUGGCACAUAGCCCUACUCCUAGCCAACACAUCUCAAAGCAUGCUCAAGCCUCCUUGCCUAAGGUCACGUAGCCCUUUUUCGUGCGUGUCACCUUGUCUUCCUAACCUGUAAACCUCGAAUUCUGCGUUUCCUAUAUUAGUAUGUUUAGCCAUGAGGAUGUUAUAUUAAUUAUUUAAUAAGUGUAAAACUUAUGGUGUAGUUACAGGGAAUUACGAAUGAAGAGGAAAAAAAGAGAAAGAAGAAGAAAUAAAAAGACUAAAGGGAUUUGGUAGCUGAGUUUGGCCAGAAACACUAAAUUAGUGCUAGAUGAGGUGGCGGUUUGACCUUUAAACAUGAGAGGCGGUAGGAAGUAUAAAAGAAAGAAGAACUUCAGAAGCUCAGUUUUAGCAAAUGACUUGAGCAAAUUAAGUGAGAUCGGUGCCAUUCGAAAGUUGGGAGAAUCUAGUUUUUGAGGUUGGUCUACCAGAGAAAGAUCUCAUAGGAAGAAGAGCAAAAAGUAAAGAAUGUGCAGAAGGGGUAGAUUCUCAGAUUAAUCAAGGCCAGGGGUGAAGAUUGGAAGCUUCAGGACAAAUUAUAAGAAAUUUAGGGCUGGGAUUUUUAAGGUAAGAACGUUAACGCAAUUCUAAACAAGUUUGCAGAAGGAAGUUUCUUGAAAAGAGUUCUGGAUUUUGAGUUAUGAAUUUUUGAAAUUGAAAUAGGAAGUUGGUGCGUAAGGAGGUAGCUGCUUGGGA